AUUCCACUUUUAAAAUAUUAAAAAGGACACAACAAAUCUGUAAAACAGUUGUGUGUUCUAAUUUCAAAUAUUUUUUUAUGAUUGGUUAUAGACAAGUAUCAGUUAACGUGAAGCGCAUACAAGGGUGCGCAGUGAAUUUGUGUUCCUAUAAAGGGAGCCGGCAAAAGCUGCCCCAUUCACAACUUGUUCGACGCCGACGUCACUUGCUCGAACUUUCGCAACUUUUACUGAAGUGACAACUGUUAUCAUGAGGACGGUAUUUUGCCUUGUUGCUCUAGUGUUUAUGUGUAAUGGUAUUAGCGGCUUGCUGCUGCCGGGAUUACGGUACGCCUCAAGAGAUGCGCCGUUGUCAUGGUUCUCGAGAGUUCGACGGCAGCCACUUCUCACACAUCGUGUCAUAGAUAUAAAUCAGGAUUGUUUCAUGGUUACGUCUGAAGAGGGGGAGUUAUUCUUCAAGUCACCGACCGAUGACCCAGUGGUGUGCGGUAUCUACAUGAUAGCUGAGCCCGAUAAACGAAUUCAGGUCACCUUCAACUACCUCGACGUGCCCUGCGAUAAUGGGGGACUUGUAGCGUGGAUUGAUGGAUGGGAGUUAAACGGCCAAGUGUGGCCGGCGGAUUCCUGGGAUGAUGAUAGAAUGAUAGAGUCUUGUGACCGAAGACCACAACGUAAGCUUGUUUCGCGUCAGAAUGCGGCUCUCAUUCAAUACCGAGUUCCAGCACGAGGAAAGGGCUUCGCUGUCACAAUACGACAUCUGAAGAACACACGACCCUGCAAUCUAAUGUUGUUCGGCGCUGAAGGAGUGUACACACUACGCAACCACGGCGAGGCCGGAAACUGUUCUAUCAUAGCAAUAUCACCCACAACAGUUCGUGUACUGGACUUGAAUGUUGGUCAGACGGUAAAAAGGGACACGCUACUAGAAAUGGAGACCGGGACUAUUCACCGAUGCACAAAGCGUGGCCUACCUGACUACGUGGACAUUGGUGGUGCCAGCGGCCUUGACCACACUCGAAUGGAAGUUUUCGACAGCUUGUGCGGUUUAGAUUCUAUUGAAGGGCAUCGUCCAAUCUCUAUUGCGUGUGAGGACACUGUGGUUCGACUGGUCUCUGCUGGACGCUAUCAAAACUCUAUAACCCUAGCCUUUUCUCCAUUGCCAAUGGAACACAUAGAACAUGCUGACUUAAUAUGUGGAUUAAAUGAUAUUUAAAAAACGUACGUCAACUUACAAUGUAAUGUGCGAUUUCCUAUAUGAAUAUAUUCUUCAUCCUCGUCCGGUUAGUUUAGUACAUGUUACAUGUUUAAAAGAUUUGUCUUACGAGAAACGUCAUCUAAAUAUUAAAAUAAGUACAGAGAUUUAAUUUAAAUAAUAUAACGAAUCUAUGUAUAUUUCAUCGUAUGAAAUUUUCACGUAAUUAACAAUGAAUCUUGGAAGACAUGGUUGCAUAGUGAAAUAUAAAUUUGAAAGUAACGUUUAUGAUGUUGAAGCUUAUAUUUCGAGAGUUGUAUAUAAAAUGAUGCAAUAACGUUUUAGUUUUUCCAUACACACACUAACUUGUGUAAUAAUAUGUCUCCUUAGAUUAAAUACUGAUUAAUAUGAUACAAUAGUUGAAUAAAUAAAGAUUAAAAGGCAGUGGAAUUUGGUUUUAAUAUGCUUGGAGUAAAUCUUGUACGUGUCAUAUAAUAGCCCUAUACAAUAUUCUAGUCAUAAUUAUUACAGUGUACUUUACCUAUAUAUGAGUAGAUCUUAAUAAAGAAGUUAUUGAA
Pieris rapae (cabbage white) is the source of this 1767-nucleotide messenger RNA. Its product is annotated as corticotropin-releasing factor-binding protein. Gene Ontology annotation, biological process: negative regulation of corticotropin secretion; negative regulation of corticotropin-releasing hormone receptor activity; hormone-mediated signaling pathway. The transcript has 7 exons. Gene Ontology annotation, molecular function: corticotropin-releasing hormone binding. Lineage: Eukaryota; Metazoa; Arthropoda; Insecta; Lepidoptera; Pieridae. The record is from RefSeq and is a predicted model, not a curated record. The coding region runs from base 248 to 1210 and encodes 320 amino acids.